Messenger RNA from Synchiropus splendidus (mandarinfish), 2724 nucleotides. It is a transcript of the gene rxrbb, whose product is annotated as retinoid x receptor, beta b. The transcript has 12 exons. Gene Ontology annotation, molecular function: zinc ion binding; nuclear receptor activity; nuclear steroid receptor activity. Gene Ontology annotation, cellular component: nucleus; RNA polymerase II transcription regulator complex. Gene Ontology annotation, biological process: positive regulation of transcription by RNA polymerase II; response to retinoic acid; anatomical structure development. Bases 452 to 1786 code for a protein of 444 amino acids. The record is from RefSeq and is a predicted model, not a curated record. NCBI's taxonomy places the organism in Eukaryota, Metazoa, Chordata, Actinopteri, Syngnathiformes, Callionymidae.
UCAUUGACAGUGCAACGUACGUGUAUUAAAACAGAUACAAAAUAGGCAUCGGUGGAUGUCAAUGAAUGAAUGCACACGUCAACUCUAUUAUCCGAGUUUAAGAGUGGUUUCCGCUAUGAACUGAACGUCGAUGAAGACUGUUUUAAUGAGGUGUGACUGGGUAAGUGAGUGAAGAACGUGACGUGAAGCGUGUUCGGCGGUGCCGUGGCUGCAGAUCUGGGUGGUCCCAUGAGACGCGUCGGCUCCGGGAUCCUGGCACUGUGCCAUCAUGGCCUGUAAACAACAACUGCGUCAAGUUGAAGUGAACUGCAUCUGAGCGUCGGCCUUCCGUCUGGCGCCGAUUGAAGCGCGACUCACACCCGCACCGAGUUCCCAAAGAUGCCCGGAUGGUGAUUGUGACUGACGUCCAUCAGGCGGGACACCAUCCUCUCUGUUGGGUAGUUUACUAGCCAUGUCAGCUCAGCAGCCCAACAGCUCAGCCUCCAACAGCCCCACCACCAUCCUUGGCUCUCCGUUCUCAGUCAUCAGUCCGGCUCUCACCUCCCCAGUGGUCUCACCUUCCCUUGGAUUCGGACCUAUUACUAACAGUCAGAUCUCUUCUUCAGCACCCAUAUCAGGGAUGCAUUCAAUCAGCAGCUCAGAGGACAUCAAGCCUCCGUUUGGCCUGAGGCCCAUGCCGGCUCACAGUCCUGGAAUAAUGUUGUCCCAGAAGCGCCUGUGUGUCAUCUGCGGUGAUCGCUCCUCUGGUAAGCACUACGGGGUCUACAGCUGUGAGGGCUGCAAAGGUUUCUUCAAGCGGACAGUGCGCAAAGACCUCAGCUACACCUGCAGGGAUAACAAGGAGUGCCUGGUCGACAAACGCCAGCGCAAUCGCUGCCAGUACUGCCGCUACCAGAAGUGCCUGGCCAUGGGCAUGAAGAGAGAAGUGAUCAGACAUGUACGCUGGUUGAACCAAGAUGGAACAGAUGAGGGAUGGAUGACGGUCCAGGAGGAGCGCCAGCGGAACCGCGAGCGUGAGGGGGAGCUGGAGUUCAGCGUGGGGAUCAACGACGAGAUGCCGGUGGAGAAGAUUCUGGAGGCUGAGACGGCUGUGGAGCUGAAGACUGAGCUGUACUCUGAUGGAGGCUCAGCCGGCAACUCGCCCCACGAUGCCGUCACCAACAUCUGCCAGACGGCUGACAAGCAGCUCUUUGCUCUGGUGGAGUGGGCCAAGAGGAUCCCUCACUUCUCCGAGCUGCCGCUGGACGACCAGGUCAUUCUGCUGCGCGCAGGGUGGAACGAGCUCCUCAUCGCCUCCUUCUCCCAUCGCUCCAUCGCUGUGAAGGAUGGAGUUCUGCUGGCCUCCGAGCUGCAGCGGGACGGAGCGCACAGCGCCGGGGUCGGCGCCAUCUUUGACCGGGAGAACGUGCAGAGCGCGGAAGUGGGUGCCAUAUUCGACCGCGUCCUCACCGAACUGGUCAACAAAAUGAGAGAUAUGCAAAUGGACAAGACGGAGCUGGGCUGCCUGCGAGCCAUCGUCCUCUUCAACCCAGAUGCCAAAGGUCUGUCCAACACCAGCGAGGUGGAGAUCCUGAGGGAGAAGGUCUAUGCAUCUUUGGAAGCCUACUGCAAACAGAAGUACCCGGAGCAGCAGGGCAGGUUCGCCAAGCUCCUCCUCCGACUGCCAGCGCUGCGAUCCAUCGGCUUGAAGUGCUUGGAGCACCUGUUCUUCUUCAAGCUGAUCGGCGACACGCCUAUUGACACUUUCCUGAUGGAAAUGCUUGAAGCUCCUCACCAGCUGUCCUAGACAGGCUGGCUGCUCUGUGGCGUCGGUGCAGACGGCUGACGCUCUGUUCUGAGGGUCUGGCUCCCACCUGCUCUUCAGACCCAACCCAGGCUUGCCGUCAUCUCCAAGCUGGUGCUACAUGUUCCCCGUCACGUCCUGAGUAACUCUGGUUAUUAAAAGAAACACGCAGGUAUUUUUGAAGACAUUUACGUAUUUCCCGAGCCGGAGCCGUCAUUUGGGUAUGCAAUUUUCUACCAGCUUUUUUGACUGGAGCGUAGAACUCGUGACUAAACUCAUAUUUUUCCACGCCACCGGCGCACGCGCGCGCUCGUGUCGUCUGCUUCUUUGAUCUCUUCACUUGGUGGUUCACUCGACUGCACCGCACUCGCCGCCGUCUCUCCCCGAAACGUUUGGUGCUACUUCCGAGAAGACGAUUGGACCUUUGGCCGCACCCAAGCCCGCGUGCAAGCGCGUGAACCCCCUCUGUUUCAGGCUUGUUUUGAAAUGUAGCAAUAUGAAAAGGCCCUCGAGCUUUGAAGGGCCAAACUCCAUUUAGUGAUUCUGGGCUGCGACUCCACGGUACUGUGCAACUUCACCCUGCAGGGGCGGUCGGAUCAGGUUGGACGGGCUUCACUUGGUGGCCCCUGUCUCUUGGGUUUCAGCUGGGUUUGAAGCAGGACACGUCUUGGGUUGCACCGGAUCGGCUUUUUAUCUUCGGUUCCCCCCUCCUCCCCCCGUCCCCCCCCCCCUUUCCCCCACACGGUAGCUGUCUUGUUCAGUGUAACGUCUCUGCGGUUUAUUCAAGUUAAGCAUCAUAUUCACCUUUAGCUCCAUGACGCCUGUGGAAGACUAGGAACCUGAGCGAGAGGCCGCGUCCCAUCCUGCCUCCCGCUGCUCUUGAACAUGAAUCGACUUGAAGCAUGGGUUGUGUGGACUAAAAUAAACAAGGCUUAAGUUUU